Messenger RNA from Entrophospora candida, 494 nucleotides. NCBI's taxonomy places the organism in Eukaryota, Fungi, Glomeromycota, Glomeromycetes, Entrophosporales, Entrophosporaceae. The record is from the annotation of a GenBank genome assembly.
GUUUUGAUUUAUCAACACAACAAUUAAAAUUCACAGCAAUCAAUGAAAUCGGCAAAGUGGUAUUUGAAGAAUUAGUUAAUUUUGAUAAAGAAUUACCAAGUUAUGGAACAAAAAAUGGUGUAAUAUCAAAUGAGAAUGUUGUUAUUUGCCCUACAUUAAUGUGGGUUGAAUCAAUUGAUUUAUUGUUGAAUAAACUAUCUGAAAAAAAAUUUCCAUUUCAUCAAAUAAAAGCAAUGUCUGGAGCUGCUCAACAACAUGGAAGUGUUUAUUGGUCAGAAAAUUCUUUGGGAAUUUUAGAAAAUUUGAAUCCAACUGAAAGUUUGGUUUCACAAUUUAUAAAUGCCUUUUCUAUACCAGAUUCACCAACUUGGCAAGAUUCAAGUACCACAGAACAAUGUAAGAAUUUAGAAAAAUUAAUUGGUGGUAAAGAAAUUUUGGUGAAUUUAUCAGGAUCAAUAGCUUAUGAAAGAUUCACAGGAAAUCAAAUGACCAAA